GCCGCUCCCGCCCCUCCUUCCGCGUCUUCGCCGCCAGCACCGCCGGGGGCAUCCGGGGGUCGCUUACCGGGCUGGCCCCGCGCCGCAGCCGUCGCCUCAGCCUCCUGCCAGCGGCCGUCCCGGGAACAGGCUCGCCGGCCGCGGCGCCACUCGGGGCCUCAGUUCUCGCUCGCUCGUCGUCGCCGCGGGUCCUGGAGAAGCGGCCGCGGCCGGGGAACGGGGCUUCGCGGUUCCAACGAUUAACUGCUGAAGUACUGAUCGAGUUCUGCGUUUCUUCAAUGAGGAACUACAGGCUUAUCUUCUGCCAUAAUCUCAAACAGCCAUAAAUGACAAAAGAAUGCUUGCUCAGUGAGGGUAGCAGGUGCACAAGUCAUUUUUUAAACUUAGGUGUUUAAGUGCUCAAAGAAAAGACAGCUUUGAUUUCUGGCUGCAAAAAAGAUAUGAGGAAGAGCUCCUCCCCUUCCUUGAGUAACUGCAACUCCGUUCUUGCUAACAAAAUAUUUGGAAUUCCACUUGAUGAGCUGCAGCAGGGAGGACAUCCAGACAAUGAGGUUCCGUUCAUAGUCCGCCACGUUGUGGACUAUAUUGAGGAACAUGGAGGUCUGGAGCAACAAGGACUUUUUCAAGUCAAUGGAAAUGCUGAGACAGUGGAGUGGCUUCGGCAGAGAUAUGACAGUGGAGAAGAGGUGGAUUUGGUUAAGGAAGCAGAUGUUCCCUCAGCUAUUAGUCUUCUUAGGUUUUUCCUUCAAGAACUUCCUGAACCUGUUAUCCCUGGCAGUUUGCAUAUUCACUUGAUGCAGCUUUCUCAAGAUUAUAAUAACGAAGAUGAAUUUGGAAGAAAAUUGAAGUUCCUCUUGCAACAGCUUCCACCUGUUAAUUACAGUUUAUUGAAGUUUCUGUGUAGAUUUUUAGCCAAUGUAGCUUCACAUCAUGAAGAAAUUUGGUCUGCGAAUUCUUUGGCUGCUGUCUUUGGUCCAGAUGUCUUCCACAUUUAUACAGAUGUGGAAGAUAUGAAAGAGCAAGAAAUAGUGAGCCGGAUAAUGGCUGGACUUCUGGAAAAUUACUAUGGGUUUUUUGAGAAUGAAGAGGAAGAGUUUUCAUCAAAUGAUUUGAGUUCCAUUACAGAACAGGCAGGUAGCAGCGUUCUCCACAAGCUGGAGUCUGGAGAUCAGGCAUUUCCUGAGGCCCUAGAGAAGGGAAUUACAGCAGUCAAAGACAGAAGAGAUGUUAAUGAACUUUCUGAGGAAGACGAGGAAGAUGAAAAGCUGGAACAUAUAGAAGAACUUCCAGAGGAGCAUGCAGAAAAAUCAAACGAAAUGCCAGAAGAGGUUCAACUGAGGAUGACUGAAAAUGUCCUGGAGUCAAAUGGUGUUAUGGCAUCAACAAGUGUUCAUAUAUCUUCUACCAGCAUCUUACCAGCCUCUGCAGACAUUUUAGAAAGAACAAUUAGAGCAGCUGUGGAACAGCACCUUUUUGAUCUGCAGAGCAGCGUAGAUCACGAUUUUAAGACUAUCCAGCAGCAGAGUUUGAUGUGUAAUAAUGAAGCAGGAAGUAUUAUUUGUGAUGGGAAAGGAUCUAAUAACCAGGUUGAUAUCACUGUCGAUAUUUUUAAUGCCAGUAAAGGUGACAGAGGCUGUUCAAAACCUGUGGCAAGCACUAAUCUAGACAAUGAAGUUAUGCAGCAAGAUUGUGUAUUUGAGGAUGAAGAAAAUAACCAGUCUGUAGGUAUACUGUUAGAGCCAUGCAGUGACCACAGUGAGGGUGAAGAUGGCUGUCUUGAUAGGAAAGAAUAUUUGUUAUUUGACAGUGAUAAAUGGUCACACUUGAUUCUGGAUUCUAGUAGCACAAUCUGUGAUUUGAAUGCCAAUACCGCAUCCGAAGUAUGUGGAAGUCAAAGUAUUGAUGCUCAAGAGGAAGCAGACUGUGUCCAGAUUCCACACUUAGAUCUGAAGAAUGUUUCUGAUGAUGAUAAAUGGGAAGAGCCAUUUCCUGCUUUUAAGUCUUGGCAGGAAGACUGUGAGUCUGGAGAAGCUCAGCUGUCUCCCCAAGCUGGAAGAAUGAAUCAUCAUCCGCUGGAAGAGGACUGUCCUCCAGUGUUAUCACACCGCAGUUUAGAUUUUGGGCAGAGCCAGCGUUUCCUACAUGAUCCAGAAACGUUGGAUUCCUCAUCUAAAGCGCUUUCUUUUGCUAGGAUUCGAAGAUCAUCCUUUAGUUCAAAAGAUGAAAAAAGAGAAGACAGAACACCUUAUCAGCUGGUCAAGAAACUGCAGAAAAAAAUCAGACAAUUUGAAGAGCAGUUUGAAAGGGAAAGAAAUAGCAAGCCCUCCUACAGUGAUAUAGCAGCCAAUCCAAAGGUGUUAAAAUGGAUGACAGAGCUCACUAAACUGCGGAAGCAAAUUAAAGAUGCAAAGCACAAAAGCUCUGAUGGAGAAUUUGUACCUCAGACACGUCCACGUAGUAACACUCUUCCAAAAAGCUUUGGUUCUUCUCUAGACCAUGAAGAGGAGGAGAAUGAGGAUGAAUCCAGAAUCAUUCAGAAAGAGAAGAAGCCAUCUAAAGAAGCAACCCUUGAACUUAUUUUGAAGAGACUGAAAGAAAAACGUGCUGAGAGGUGUCUUCCAGAAGAUAUCAAGAAAAUGACAAAAGAUCAUUUGGUAGAAGAGAAAACUUCUCUCCAGAAAAGUCUUCUUUACUAUGAAAGUCAACAUGGAAGGCCGGUGACCAGGGAAGAAAGGCACAUUGUUAAACCUCUUUAUGAUAGGUACCGGCUUGUAAAACAGAUGCUGACAAGAGCUAGCAUCACUCCUGUCCUUGGAUCUCCAUCUACCAAGCGAAGGGGUCAGAUGUUACAGCCAAUCAUAGAAGGAGAAACUGCACAUUUUUUUGAAGAAAUCAAGGAAGAAGAAGAAGAUGGUGUAAGUUUGUCCUCUGAAUUAAGUGAUAUCUUGAAAACUGCUGUACAGGCACAGUCUUCAUUGGAAAACUCAGAAUCUGACAUUGAAGAAAAUCAAGAAAAACUGGCUCUGGAUCUCCGAUUGUCAAGUACUCGUGCAGCUUCUAUGCCUGAAUUACUGGAACAACUUUGGAAAGCCAGAGCUGAAAAAAAGAAACUACGUAAAACAUUAAGGGAAUUUGAAGAAGCAUUUUAUCAACAAAAUGGAAGGAAUGCCCAGAAAGAGGAUCGUGUUCCAGUACUUGAGGAGUACAGGGAGUACAAGAAAAUUAAAGCGAAGCUUAGGCUUCUUGAAGUUCUUAUCAGCAAACAAGAUUCUUCAAAAUCCAUAUAAAAUAUACUCCUUGAACAAUUCAUAUCUUAAAGUCAGUGUGUCCCUUGAUGUUAUCAUCCAUGUGUACUUGGCUGGUACUUGAGUUCAUUUUUUCAGGCACUCAGAAUUUCAUUUUGUACUUGGUUGUGGUACCACUAAACAGAUGACUGGAGGGUAAGUAGGCCCCUCUAGGAGUGCAGGUGAUGUUCCAUAGUAACUACAGACUGACCUCUCCACCUUUAGCAGACAUGCAGCUUCCUUCAUUGUUUUGUACUGCAGAUACAUCCUGUUAGCAAAAGACUAGAAUUUUAUCCUUUCAAGAACUUUGAAAAUACAAAGCUUUUUGUUACUACCAACUUAUUUUUUCCAUUACUGAAGAAAAUUGAGAGGAAAAUCUUCACACUGAAUUCUUCGGUUGCCUUUUUCUUACAGAAUGACUGAAAAUUUGAAAGAAAAGCCUAUAAACAUGCACAUAUGCAACUGUGUUGUUUUCCUAGAAAACCAAAAUCAAACUGAAAUUUCAAGGCCUACUGUGGAACACCUUUCUGUUUAAUUCCCAAAGUGACACCUUCUCACAGGUAUUAUGCUAGCAAAAUUUUGCGAUGCAGUGGUCACACAACUCCUGGAUGAAGAUAACAGUGGGUACCAAAAAGUGACCUUGCUUUAGUACAUUGAAAACAUAUACCACACAUCACACACAGAACUGAAUCAUAUCACAUGCUGCCUAUGGGACUUCAGUUACUGUUUGUUUCCUCAGUUACUGUUUAUCAGCUGGUGAUGAUGUGAUUUGUCUGGAUCAGAUCUUGUGUGCUGUCCCCUCCCCCCACCUCCAGAUAAUGUGAGAAAAUAGCCAUGUCAGUAGGUAGGAAUUCUGAUGGUGCUCUGAUUUGUGUGUUCAAUCAAAUGGGCCUAACUUGGCAAAAUCAUCAUUAUGCCUAAAGUAAAUCUGUUCUUAACAAGGGCUGUACCACUGCAUUUUUACAUAUACCUUCAGGGGUUGCACCUUUUAUUUUCCUCUUUUAAUCAGCAAAAUUCAUAUAAACAAUACCCUGUAAAAGAGACCACCUUUUGCUAAAUUGCAUGCUGUGUAAAGCAGAUGUUUUCAGGAUGGGCAGUGGUAUGCCGUUGUCACUGACUCUUAGCCUACUUUCUUUCCUUUGGCUUUGCAUGGCUUUUCUUCAGGUACUCUCCUGGUAUCAUUCUGCUAAUCAUUUUUCACAGCAGGUGACUUCAUUUGUGCUAAUAGUAUGACAGCAAACUUAGGUCAGUCUUACUCUAAGUUUUUUUUACCUGGUGCUUUUUUGUAUUGAUGAGUGUCUCACCUUGUGCCCAUGUUUUGCAUGCAGUGACUCAUGCAUGGUUUCCUUAACUAACUACUAUUAACAGUUUAUUCCAUACAGAGAUGAAAUCUUGCAGCAUUGUUUAAUAAGGGAGGGAAGCAUGAACCUCAGACUUCCGGCACUAUUUCAUAGUAAGCACAGUGAAGUAGCUUGGUAGUAGUGUCACUAAUACUUCACAUUUCACCUUGUGUGUGCAAUACCUUUUUUGGGGGGAGGGAAAAAUCCAGUGGUAGUGAAUAUGUAGUUGGAGAUGUAAAAAAAUACUGAAUCCAGCCUCCCCCCGCCCCCGCUUUUGGGAGUGGUUUCUUUCGAUACUAGAUUACUCAUAAUGCAUACCUAGUAAAGUGAAAUUGAAAAUGCCAAAAGUUGUAUCACUUUGGUUUAAAUCCAUUGUGCAGUGUACAUUUCAGUUAAUUCGGAAUCCAGACAGUGUAUUCAAACAUCUGAUUUUCUGUGCACUGUAUAUUGUUUUAUAUGAAUGUUUUAUUUUAUAUACCACAUGCAAAAAUGUCCAUAUGCACUAUUUAAAUGUUUUAAAUAAUAUAUUCCUUCUUUAUAAUGCUAAAUCUAUAUGAGUACCAUAUUUUUAUAAGUCAGUGGCCUGACAGGUUUCAUUUUAGAGUUAACAGCUGCUUCAUGAUGUUGGUUAUUCAGUGUUAAUGUUUGGCUGCAAGUAGAAUAGAUAAAAGUGGCAUGGCAACACUUCCGCUGUGUGACAGUAUUGUGUGUCAUAGUUUGAGCAGUAGGCGGUAGAAUUAGGCAGUUUGUGAUAGUUUUCCUUUGGUACAAAUAAAAACUGUAUAUCUAUAUACAAAUAUUAUAUAGAUAUAUGUCUACCAGUAUAAUUGCAUUGCUGUGUCUGGCACUUCAUUGUAUAGACUUUUGUAAUAAAAGUACUUGUCCUGAGUCAUUGUAAAUGUUUGUUUAUUUUUUGAGAAGGUGUUAAAAAGGAAAAAAAAUGGAGACCUCAAAUGUUCCCUUGCCUUAGUGUUCUUAGGCUUUUGUUUGAAUUACCCUACCCAGGGACUAUUUCAGGGGACAUAGAGUUACCAGAUUACUUGACUGGCUACAGUUUUGUGGAGUGGUAAGGCAGAGCAAGACCACUGAUUGAGAGUAAGUGAGCUUCCUUGUUACAGUGAGUUACCCUAUUAAGGAAACUUGAUGUAUAGUCUGAAAAAGAAGUGCUUGGCAUGAGGAUGGUGGGUAGUGAUUUAAAAAUCCCUUUACUCAAGUUUUAAAAUCCAAGGACUAUUGUGCACCAGUGUGGAAGUUGAGUGCUUUGGUCCAAUGAUGUUUCUUGGACCCAGAGAACAUUUGGCUGGCUUAUGUAGCCUAGAAUUAUUAGAAGCAUUUCCCUCUAGUUUCCAAAAUGCUAGCCGUACACAGCUCUCCAGUCACUGAGACAGGGCCCUUGCAGCAUUCUCAUUUGUAAGUUCCAGACAAAACGUUACUUUUUGAUCCUGAUAUAUCAGCCUACCUUGCUCUUUGUUUUGUUUCUGGAAAACUAAAAAUGUGUUACUCUGUAAAUCGUCUAUGUGAAUUUCCAGGUUGAAGAUAUUAGUGAAAUGUCUGUAGGUGGUUGUGAGUUUGUUCCAUUACACUUUGUUUUUUUCCAGGGGACUUUGAAUUCUAAAGAUUGGAAGGAGAUUAUUUUACUUGAGUCUUAUAUUUUAAUGGUUUUCUAGAAUUCUGAACCUUUACUUAGUUAUGGUCAAAGGAAGUCAGAACACGGCACCUGGUGCACUCGAAAGCACCUAGAGUUCUUGUACCCUGUGACAGUUAGAAAACUUGACCUACUCAGUGGGCUUUUAGAGACCUGCCCCAUCAACCAUAAGCAUUUUGUACUUCACAUUGCUAGAAUUUAAUAAUAAAUCUUGUUAUAAAGUCUUGUGUGUGUACCAGUGUGUGUUGACCAGAGGCAUGUUAGUAUGCAUGGGUUGUAUAGUGGUUCCCCUUUGGAAAACUGAAGUCUUGGAAAUCACUUGAUUAUUUUUGACCCUGAGAACAGUUUGAUGAGAAGUGGUUUAGUGUUUUUGAGAAGUUUGGCUGAAAUGAGAACCAAUUUAGGAAAUAAUUCAGUACAUGAUUAAGUCAGAAAUACUCAGUGAUUUGUAACAUAGAUUCUCACCUCACUUGUCUUGCAGAGCUGAAAACUUUCUCAUCACUCGGUUUAAUUUUAAACUGAUGUAGCGUAAUUCUUUCUCCAGCUCCACAGCAUAUAAAAAAAGUCUAGAAGGUAAUUUAAAAGGAAGUGGGGGAUGAGUCAGUAAUAUGGUAGGUUUUUAGUGCCUACUGUGAAAUACUUUGAGAAGGAAGAUAGUAUUGUAAGCUUCCAAAACGUGGCUUGUAUAGCCAUUUAUAGAGCUACUAAAGCUGUGUGGGGAACAGUAUCUGAUAUCCACAUCAACUAUAAAUGGCAGUAUUUAGAGAUGAAGGGCUAAGAAAAAUUGAUCUUUUGUUGUUAAGCAGAUAGAGUCAUGUGCUUUGAAAUUGGGUAGAAAAUGAAGAAAUGAUACUUCACUAAGGUUCUAGGUUCAGGAAAAUAGUAUGACUCAUGUUCUUAAUCCCCCAUCACAAUAUCACAUAUUGGUUAGAACAAAUGCUUACUCUCGAAAUUCUUGUUGAGUGACAGGCUGGUAGUCAUCUUGAAUUUCUGCAGAAUAAUACUUUUCCUCAAGUCUCUCUUUCCAUUUUUUCAUCUGCUCUGCCCUUUUGAUCUCCUGUCAAUUUAGAGAAUGAGUAUAGUUUGCAAGUUUUAUAUUUCUUUUUUCAUGUCUGAUACACAGGCAUCACAAAGAAGGAACUUUAAAGUAAACUUGGAUUGUCGGUCUCACUUCUUUUGCGCCGGUUCUGGUUUCAGGGUCUGUGCACCAGCAAAAUCACCUUGGAGGACUUGGUGAAAGAGCUGGUUGGCACAGAGAAGGCUGUUUGUUUAAUUAUAAAUUAUUCUUGUUUCGUGGCCUUUCCCCUUGCAUCUCCAUCUGAGUUUCUUCCUGACUCCCUCCUUCACUCAUCAAAGCUGAGUUGUUCUGCUGUGCCUCUGUUCUGUGAUGUAGAGAAUGAAUUCCAAAGUACAUCUGGUGGUAUUCGUUACUCUCCCAGCAGUUAUUUAUCAACUGCUGCUGAUUUACCUCAAUCUUUUUGUAGUUAUUCUGUUGCUUAGUCCACCUUUGUACUCCCAACUGUUCAUGUACCCCCAGACAAGCUCAUACCAGAAAGUUUAUGUUGCUGCACCCUUCCCUGAUCCUAAAGGGUCCUUCCUGUGUAUUAUUCUCACUGCCACUCACUUUCCUUGUAGUAUACAAAAUCUUUUCUCCAAUUUCUGGAAAAUAAAAUGCCCUGUGUGUUGAAAAUAGGGACAGCCCUAGGGAAAGAGAAGGCAGUGCAUCCAGAUGUGAUUCACAAAACUGCUCCAUAAAUUGGUAUGUUACUGCCCUCUCCAGCAAUAAUCCUUGGUAAUAAAGUGGUUCCCUGUAUACGGGUUGUGAUUACCUUCCUCAGGGAGGAUGGUGAUGCCUACUUCCACACCUCUGUUUACCUGAGACAUGUGACCUGUUCUGGUCAAGUUCUAAGUUUUAUCAGACAAUGACUUUAAACCAAUAUAUCUGAAGCAGGAAAGGAAGGCUUUCAGUCUUGCCAGUACUUCAGACAGAUGACAGCACCCACGUUUUGACAUACUUCUAACAUGUUAAAAUGAUGAUAGGCCCCCCAAGCCAGUUUUUAAUGACUAGACUGAUUAUAACAUCAGAUGGAUUAGUGAUAAUGGGCUGAAUAUGCAUAGUAAACUUUACUCAUCCUUUAAAAAACUCAUCCCAGCCAUCACACUUCUCUAUGAAGUAUUUUUUUUCCCCGAAGAAACCUUUUAUUUAAGGAAUACAAACUUCAUGCAUUUCAUAAGUACAACUUUUAGGAAUGCAGUGAUUCUUCCCACCAUACCCACAUUCUCACCCCUCCUCCUCCUCCUCUUCCUUCCUCUCCCAUUCCCAGUCCCAUUCUCCACUAAGAUCCAUUUUCAAUUAACCUUAUACACAGAAGACCAACUCUAUAUUUAGUAAAGAGUUCAACAAUUUGCAUCAAAAAAAAUUUCCUUAACAGUUGAGACAGGCUGUUCAAAGUCAUUAUAUCUUGAAAUUAAUUUCACUUUUUUUUGAAAGUUCAAUUUAAAGAAGCACCCAAGAAUGAUACAUCUUUUACGAGCACUUAGGCAUAAUUAUAAUACAACUCUGAGGACAGAAGUCCUGCAUGGGAAGAUAGUGCACAGUGACUUCCUGUUGUUAAUUUAAAAGUUAACACUUAGGUAUAUGAACUCUUUCUUGAAGUUCAUAGGGAAGUGGUACCAUUCUUCCUGGCAGGGGGAUCCUCCUGCCAAGCUGCUACAUCCUCUGUAGGUGGAAGCUGUUUUGCAGCUGCCUCUGGAUUACCUGAGUGUCCGUACAGGCUCUUCCAGCCUCUACUGCCUCAGAUGUGAAUUCUGUUACAUGCAAUCCCCCUUUUGAGUUACCUAUAUGAUUUCUAUUUUUCUGACAACUCUUAACUGAUGAAUAAAUACUUUGUAGCAAGGAAGGUCCAAAGAAACAAAUCCUUAAAGAUGGCGUGCUUCCAAGGAACACAGUGGACUUGGGAAUUUGGGAUUACUGCCUGGCCAUGUGGGAUUCCUCAUGCUACAGAACCAACUGGCAAAGAAGUUGUUACUCAGCUGACUGAAGUGAUUGAUCCCCAUGACUGGGGAAGCCGGGCUACUGCUCCAAAAUGGGCAAGAGGAGGCUGGUUUACCAGGGAAGUCUCUUCCAUGUCCAAAAAUAGCAGGUAAUGGGAAACCAUGGCAUCCUAUUGAAGACAGGUCCACUGAGGAUUUGGUCUCUGAAUUAAUAAAGGUUCAGUUAAUCCUCAUGCAGCCAGCUGAAGUCUUGGCUGUGGGCAAAAGGAAUGACAAGGAAUAGGUAGUGGAAGAAGUUAAAAAUACCAACUACAGUCUUGUGAUCUAUUACAGCAAGGGCUGGAGCAGCUGUGCAUUUUGACUUGCAUGUUUAUGUGUUUCUCCCUUUAAACAAGAAAUGGUGGUGGUAGUGAACUUUGAAGUUUAAACAUUAGGUUACAAAGUUUUCUUAAACAUUAGUGUCUCUACUGGGAGAGGUCUUAGCAUUAUACAAAGAAAAAUACAAUGACUGUUGGGUCUCUGCUCCUCCCAUUUUGGGGGUGCGGGGUAGAAGUACGAGGGAUAGUUCCAUCUGAUUUAAUGGAAGCUUGAUAUUAUUUUACAGAAGUGCAAAUGUGUGCUAAAUAGCCAAAAAGAUGGUGGGUUGAGUCAACUAGUUAAUGUCUCAACUCAAAAUUGACCCUCCUAUUCUCUCUCAUGCUGGAUCUCAGGCUUUGGAAGCCUUAUUCCCCAGACUCUCUCACUACCUGGGUUUUUGUUAGAUUCUGCUGAUAUUUGGGGCAGGGAGGGAAGAAGGGACUUCAUAUUUUUCCUGUUUCUGGAGGCAGUGCUUAUGUAAUAGUACUUAGGCCAGCAGCAAGGGCUGGCUCCAGGCUGCACCAUCCUGCUGCUCCUCGCAUCGUCAGAACUAGCCUCACCACACCCCUCAGAAGUAUCCGAAGCAGGCCUCUUGGGCAGGGUACACUCUCCGACCCCUGAGCACAGCUCCACAGGCCCUUCUCUAAGACACUAGGUUUCAGUUUGUAGCCUCAGACCUGAAAUUGGUAGCCUCUUCCUACAGUUAUUGUUUAUGAGUUGCCUUGGAGUUCUCAUUUUAUACUUGGUCUUAAAUAUGUAUGUGUAACCAAUUUCUUACAGUGAAUUUUUUCUGUUUGAAGUACAUAUGUGUUUCUUUUUUUUUCCUGACUAGGCCCAGAAUGAUAAAUGUAUUGUGUAUUCUCAUUUGGUCAGAUAUAUUUUUGUGUCUGUAAGGAAUGCUAAAAAUUUUUCUGUAUCUUGAUUUUGAACAUUUUUGUAGAUUGCUAAGCAUUUUGUAUUUUGUUGGUGUUAUCAAUAGGGUUAUCUAUUACAAUUUUUAACAAACACUGAUUUUUGUAUAUAUGACAUACUUGUAUUUAAAUGAAUUAUUUUUUCAUAGUACUUUAUUGGAUUUUCUUUUUGUUGUUGUAAGUUUUCAGUUCAUUAUAUACCUCAAAAAUUUAGAAGAAUCAUCUGAAAUAGAGGUAGUUUUACCUCUUUGCGAUUCUUGUACACCUAAUAUAUCUCUUGUCUAAUUGUUUAAUUUCUUUACUACAUCAUUGUUUUGUCUGUUGUGUCUGGUGUUUUCCUAUUAAAAUGGUAGCUUAUGGGAUGAGACUGUUUUUAUAUCAGUGAAGUGUUAUUGAUUCCUGUUGUGUUUUCUCCCCAAGAUUAGGUGUUGAAGCUUAACGAAUACCCAGCAUCUAUGGAAAAUGAUCAUGUAGUUUUCCUCUUUUAAUACAAUGAGUUAUGAUAAAUAGUUGAUGACCCAAUUUUGAACUGCUCUUUCAUUCCUAGAAUAAACCCUAUCUGAUCGUGAUAUAUUAUUGUGUGGUGGUAAAUUUUAUUUGCCAACAUUUUAUUUAGGAU
This is a messenger RNA of Lepus europaeus (European hare), 11150 nucleotides long. It is a transcript of the gene FAM13B, whose product is annotated as family with sequence similarity 13 member B. The transcript is spliced from 24 exons. The record is from RefSeq and is a predicted model, not a curated record. Bases 441 to 3287 code for a protein of 948 amino acids. Gene Ontology annotation, biological process: signal transduction. Lineage: Eukaryota; Metazoa; Chordata; Mammalia; Lagomorpha; Leporidae.